AGCUUCCUUCCUCUUUGCUGAGAUAUAUCAGUCGCAGGUACCACCACUUCUACUUUUUUAUAUUACGAAAACAAAAAAGCUACGUAAAACAAUGCCUGCAAUGUCUUGGUUGCCUUGGAUUUCGAAACAGAAAAUUGUUCUGGCUUCAGCUUCGCCUCGCAGACACGAGAUUUUGACAGACAUGGGAGUUGAUUUCCAAGUGGUUACUACGCUAAAAGACGACGCCAAUGAUCCUACUGCUUUCGAACUUAAAGAGGAUUAUGUCGAGUAUACGGCGCGCAUGAAAGCGGUUGAGGUGUUUGAACGAUGCAGGGACGAUCCAUCGUUGCCCGAUGCUGAUAUUGUGAUUGGCGCCGAUACGGUCGUUGUGCUUGACGAUAAUUCAACGGUCUUGGAAAAACCACGCGAUGCCGAUGAUGCAAAGCGCAUGUUACGUACAAUGAGUGGGAAACAGCAUACAGCCAUGACGGGCGUCGUCAUUUUACGUAAAUCAUCAGCAGCAGGUGAUGGUGGCGGCAAGCCAUAUCAUGAAAUUUCAUUUGUUUCAAAGACGGAUGUCGAGUUUUCUGAUAUCGAUGAUGGCCUUCUUGAAGCAUACGUGGCUUCAGGUCAGGCAUUUGGAAAGUCAGGUGCUUAUGGACUCCAAGGCACUGCAUCUCUAUUUGUAAAAGGCAUUCAUGGUGAUUAUUGGAAUGUGGUUGGACUACCUAAAAAUCGUCUGUAUCAGGAGUUAUUGACGUUGGAACGGUUGAUGGAAAGAAAGGACAUAAUGUAGUAGCACCUUUGCUACCUUCAAAUAUUUUCGAUAGAGGCACUCACACUACUUGUAAAUUUAUAACCGGAAGAAUUCCAAGAUGGUGCAAUUAUUUAUUUUAGAGCUAGUACCGGUGUUAUGUAGAGACCCUCUUAUUAUUAACUACUUUUUGCUAAAUCGUUUGACAUACAGAUGGGUUAAUACCUGCUGUAAUAUUGAUUGUCGG
Molecule: messenger RNA, 980 nt
Organism: Zychaea mexicana
Lineage: Eukaryota; Fungi; Mucoromycota; Mucoromycetes; Mucorales; Lichtheimiaceae
Product: acetylserotonin O-methyltransferase-like protein
Exons: 5
Coding region: 92-775 (227 amino acids)
Molecular function (GO): nucleoside triphosphate diphosphatase activity
Source: RefSeq, a predicted model, not a curated record